AUGAAGUGCAACGGAAACCAAACAGAUGUAUGCGGAGGAUCUGACCGGUUAACAUUGUACAAAUUCUACACGGGACAAGAAUCGAGCUCACCCUCACCCUCGCCAUCGCCGUCGCCAUCGCGCACCGCGGCGGCAGGCGGCGCUUCGAGCGCGCCCAUCGUCUCAAGUGCAUCGAGUGCUGCGCCUGUAGCCACCGGUGUGCCGAAAGGCUUCACCUAUAAAGGUUGCUACGUGGAUGGACCCGGCUAUCGCAUCAUGAACAGUCAGCAGCCCGAUGACUCGGCUAUGACCAUUGGCUCCUGUGCGAGCAAGUGCGCCACUGCAGGCUACUCCAUCGCUGGUAUGGAGUACAGUACGCAAUGCUUCUGCGACAACGUCAUCCGCGAGGGAGGUUCUCUCGCGUCUUCGGAUACAGAAUGUAACAUGCCAUGUGGAGGUAGCUCCAGUCAGAAGUGUGGUGCUGGCAACAGGCUCAGCAUCUGGUCGAACCAGACGACAUUGCAGAUAAUCAAGAAGCCAACACCUGUACAGAACGUAAGCGACUGGACUUAUCAGGGCUGCAUAACUGACGGAGGCAAUGGAGCAAGAGUCUUCCCCUGGCAGUUGGUCAACGCAACAGGUAACUCGCCCGAAUGGUGUCUGGGUAAGUGUAAAGAGUAUGGCUACAUGGCCGCAGGGAUGGAAUACGGAGAAGAAUGCUACUGUGGAGAUGUUGAAGGCAUUGCAAAGGCCGGAUCAACAAAAGCUCCGGACUCUGACUGCGCCACCGCCUGUCCAGGAGCUCCCGAGGCCAUUUGUGGUGCCGGCAACCGACUUACUUGGUAUAAGUGGACAGGUACUCCGCUCUACGUUUGGCAAUACCCCAAAGGAACAGCUGCUGGUCGAUACGAGUUCUUAGUCGGAGGCCCCAUUAUCCCGCUGAUCGCGCAACCGGGCAUUAACGGCAAGAUCAAUCUGCUCGAGAAACAUGGGACUGGGGCACCGAACACUACGGGUGCGUACGAGUUUGAUCCAUCCAUAGGCGGCGAUAUCUUUCACGCUUUCCGCGAGCUGAAAGGCCUCAAGACUGAUGUAUUCUGCGCUGCUGGCCUUACAAUGCCGGACCGCGCUGGUCGUCAGAUCAACAUUGGCGGUUGGUCUGUAGAUUCUCUCUUUGGAGUUCGUAUUUACUGGCCAGACGGCAAACCUGGUAUCAACGGAACGAAUGACUGGCAAGAGGAUGUCAACGCUGUCAGACUCCAGCAGCCGCGCUGGUAUCCCACGGGCAUGGUCAUGGCCAAUGGUUCCAUACUCAUUGUCGGUGGUGAGAACGGUUCAAACGGCCCACCGGUCCCGAACAUGGAAAUCCUUCCUACAGUUGGGCCCAUAUACGAAGCAGAAUACUUGCGCCAAACGGAUCCAUACAACCUGUACCCGUAUCUCGUCGUGUUGCCAUCUGGUGGCAUCUUCAUCCAGUACUAUAACGAAGCCCGAAUUCUGAAUGAGGUCACCUUGAACACAGUCAAGAUCCUUCCCAAGGUGCCAGGAGGAGUCAAUGACCCUAAGGGAGGCCGGACGUACCCUCUUGAGGGCUCUCAGGUACUGCUGCCACAGUAUUAUCCGUAUGACAAGCCGCUCGAAGUCCUAAUCUGCGGUGGAGCGACACUACAGCCGGCGUGGGGAAUCGACAAUUGCGUAAGCAUUGCGCCAGAUGCGCCAAACCCCCAAUGGGCAAUCGAGCGUAUGCCAUCACGACGAGUCAUGUCAUGUAUGGCGACUCUGCCAGACGGAACGUUUCUGAUUCUUAACGGCGCAGAGAAGGGCGCAGCAGGUUUCGGGCUCGGAGAAAACUCAAACUUCAAUGCGCUCUUGUACGACUCCAGGAAGCCACUCAACCAGCGUAUAAGCAUGAUGGCGAAUACAACAAUCGCACGCAUGUACCAUUCCGAAGCUGUGCUAAUGGAUGACGGUCGGGUACUGGUCUCCGGCUCAGACCCCGAGGACAACACACACCCCCAGGAAUACAGAUUUGAAGUCUUCCUGCCGCCAUACCUACUCUCGGGGGCCCCACAGCCUGCUUUCAGCUUACCACAGAAUGACUGGAUCUGGGAGACAGACUACGCCUUUACCAUAACCUCUUCGACCAGCGGCAACAUCAAGGUAUCUCUGCUCGGCUCAGAGUCUAGCACGCACGGCAGCUCUAUGGGAGCGCGUAUCCUAUUUCCAAGCUUCUCAUGUUCUGGUACUUCCUGUACUGUGAAAGCACCCAAAGGCCCUUAUGUCGCGCCUGUCGGCUGGUAUCGCAUGUUCGUCAUGGAUGGGCCAACGCCAUCACAUGCAAAAUGGGUGAGAAUAGGCGGAGAUCCAGGCAAACUGGGAAACUGGCCCAAUUCUGCGGCGUUCCAACCUUUGCCAGGCGUGGGCCCCGUCCAGAGUUCGAACGCUAAGGUGGCAGCUCCGAGCGCUACGAAAUCGGGCCGGUCGUUUGUCUCUUAA
Messenger RNA from Parastagonospora nodorum SN15, 2475 nucleotides. RefSeq lists its product as hypothetical. Lineage: Eukaryota; Fungi; Ascomycota; Dothideomycetes; Pleosporales; Phaeosphaeriaceae. The record is from RefSeq and is a predicted model, not a curated record. The transcript has a single exon. The coding region runs from base 1 to 2475 and encodes 824 amino acids.